AUGCCUUUAUUUGCCGUGUUCAUGGUGGCCGCACCACCUUUUCUACCCUGUCCUGCAUUUGACGAAACACAACGUAAGGCCUUGCUUGAAGAACGCCUCAAAGCCGCAAAAUUAGCAGAAAAUGAUAGGAAAAAGGUGGUGGUAAUGGCAAAAAAUCAAAAAUUUGUCGCGGUAAUUUCUCCAGAAGUUGGUGGAGACCACGAAUGA
Messenger RNA from Acaulospora morrowiae, 207 nucleotides. The record is from the annotation of a GenBank genome assembly. NCBI's taxonomy places the organism in Eukaryota, Fungi, Glomeromycota, Glomeromycetes, Diversisporales, Acaulosporaceae.